AUUAAACCUCCUCUGGCUUCCUCUUCCUUCACUCUCAACUGGGUCGUUUUAGAUGCUUCUUUUAACAAUACCCAUUUGGUUAUCUUGACGGAUUUUGCUUCCACGAUCUCCUUCUUCUUCUUCUAGAUCUUGUUUUGGGCUGUUCUGUUUUCUGUUCACCGGAAUCAAUGGCGUUUUCCGAUGAGAAUAAUCCCAACUUGAUCAAACCCACUGGGUUUCUUCCAGGAGGAGGGUUGGAGGAGAGAGGGAGAGCUAAUAAUCGGAGGGCUCUUAUUGAUAUUAAUAAAAAUUCUGUGGUGAAUCAAGCCUACCCUUGUGUUGUUAACAAGAGAGGCCUCUCGGGAAAGCAAGAAAUCUGCGAGAAAAAGCAGGUUGAUCCAUUUCAUAGACCGAUUACGAGAAAGUUUGCUGCUCAAAUCGCGAGUAGCCAACAGCUUCAUCAUAAUCCCCAGGAAAAUAAUGCAUUUGGGCAUUCCAUAUUUGUAGACGAAGAUUGCAAAACCAUAGAAAACGACCAUCCAGUUCCCAUGUUCUUGGAGAAACCAGAGCCAUCAUUGUCUCAAGAACCAAGCCAAAUGGAGGAGGUUGAAAUGGAGGAUAUUGCAGAAGAAGACGACGACGACGACGAUCCGGUAAUCGACAUCGAUAGUGUCGAUUCCGAGAACCCGCUUGCGGUUGUUGAGUACGUCAACGAUCUCUAUGAACACUACAGAAAAAUUGAGAAUUCAAGCUGUGUUCCUCCAAAUUACAUGAACAAACAAAUUGAUAUUAAUGAGAAGAUGAGAGCUAUAUUGAUUGAUUGGCUUAUAGAGGUGCACGACAAGUUUGAUCUGAUGGGAGAAACAUUGUUCCUUACUGUGAAUCUCAUAGACAGGUUUUUGUCACAAAAAACAGUAGUGAGAAAGAAGCUUCAGCUGGUUGGUUUGGUUUCUAUGCUGUUAGCUUGCAAGUACGAGGAAGUGUCUGUCCCUGUUGUGGGUGAUUUGAUUCUUAUUUCUGAUAAAGCUUACUCUAGAACAGAAGUUCUUGAACUGGAGACAGUGAUGUUGAACUGUUUGCAGUUUAACAUGUCUGUUCCCACACCCUUUGUCUUCCUCCAAAGGUUCCUUAAGGCUGCUCAAGCUGACAAAAAGCUCGAGCUGAUGGCGUUCUUCUUGAUCGAACUCUCGCUGGUCGAGUAUGAAAUGCUGAGGUUCCCACCGUCGUUGCUAGCAGCGGCGGCGACAUAUACAGCUCAAUGUACUAUUGCCGGAGUGGAGUGUUGUUGGAGCAGGACAUGCGAGUGGCAUUCCAGCUACUCAGAAGAGCAGCUCCUAUGUUGCUGCAGAGAAUGCUCGAGACUAAUGGUGGGGUUUCAUCAAAAGGCGGCGACGGGGAAGCUCACCGGAGUUCAUAGGAAGUACUGUACAUCAAAAUUUAACUACACGGCAAAACGUGAACCUGCACAUUUUCUUUUGCAGACUCAGCAAUAAUAGAGCCACAGAACAGAACAGAACAGAACAUGCAUUGUGUUCUUACUAACAACAUUCAACAACAUUACAUGAAUGUUCAAAAUUGGGCGGCGGCGGCGGAGGCGGCGGGGACAGCGCAACCAAGAAUAUCGGAGAUUUCUUGUUCUUUUAAUUGUCUGUUCAUUUUUAGGCUUCAUUCAUCAGUGAGAUGACAAACCAAACCAUAUAAUUUCUUUGACAAAGAAUAAUAUUUUGCCCUUCUGGCCUAAAAUUCCACCUUC
Molecule: messenger RNA, 1732 nt
Organism: Cucurbita pepo subsp. pepo (vegetable marrow)
Lineage: Eukaryota; Viridiplantae; Streptophyta; Magnoliopsida; Cucurbitales; Cucurbitaceae
Source: RefSeq, a predicted model, not a curated record